Magallana angulata is the source of this 2120-nucleotide messenger RNA. Its product is annotated as probable ATP-dependent RNA helicase DDX49. NCBI's taxonomy places the organism in Eukaryota, Metazoa, Mollusca, Bivalvia, Ostreida, Ostreidae. The transcript has 12 exons. The record is from RefSeq and is a predicted model, not a curated record. Bases 52 to 1446 code for a protein of 464 amino acids. Gene Ontology annotation, molecular function: RNA helicase activity; ATP binding; nucleic acid binding.
AAUAUUACCUUAAGAAUAAGCUUAUAAUUUACAUUGACAAUAUAUGUCAGCAUGGCAAGUGGAUCAUCAUCAAGUAAACAGAAACCGAGUUCUGGAGAACAUUUUGAGAAACUAGGACUGAACGAAUGGCUAUGGACACAGUGUCAUAAUAUGGGCCUUCGUCAGCCCACUCCUAUUCAAGUCAAUUGUAUCCCGCCAAUUUUAGAAGGAAAAGACUGCAUCGGAUGUGCUAAGACAGGGAGUGGUAAGACUGCAGCGUUUGCCUUGCCCAUUCUGCAGAAACUCUCGGAGGACCCCUUUGGCAUAUUUGCUCUGGUUCUAACUCCUACAAGAGAACUGGCCUUUCAGAUUGCAGAGCAGUUUAAUGUUCUUGGUAAACCAAUAAAUGUGAGAGUCACUGUAAUUACAGGGGGAUUAGAUAUGAUGCAGCAGGGCAUUGAUCUUCAAGUAAAACCCCACAUUGUAAUCUCAACCCCUGGACGACUCGCUGAUCAUUUGCAGAGUUGCGAUACGUUCAGCUUACGUAAAAUCAAGUUUCUUGUUUUGGAUGAAGCGGAUCGUCUGAUCGAGGAUGACUUUGGUGAGCAGCUGGAGACCAUAUUUAAGGUCCUCCCUAAGAAACGACAGACGCUGCUGUUCAGUGCUACAAUGACAAAGCACCUAAAGGAUUUACAAGAUGUUGCCAUGAAUAAACCUUUCUUCUGGCAGCAAAAGUCUGAGGUUGCAACUGUUGAGGGAUUAAAGCAGUAUUAUGUUCUGAUGCCAGCGGAUAUAAAGGAUGCAUACCUUAUGCAGAUUCUAGACAAAUAUACAGAAAUAAACAAGAAAAGUUCUAUAAUGAUCUUCACCAAUACAUGCAAGUACACACAGAUCUUAGGGAUGGUUUGCACACAGCUAGGACUCCCAUGUGUUGUGCUACACUCCAUGAUUCGUCAGAAGGAGAGGUUAGCAGCUUUAGCCAAAUUUAAAUCCAACCAAAUCAACAUCCUGAUAGCAACUGACGUAGCCAGCAGAGGUUUGGACAUUCCCACAGUAGACUUAAUUAUCAACCACAAUGUUCCCAACAAACCCAAGGACUACGUGCACAGAGUGGGACGAACAGCCAGAGCUGGUCGCUGUGGAACUGCUAUAACUUUGGUUACUCAGUUUGAUGUUCGCCUCGUACAUGCCAUUGAGGAGUUUGUUAAUUCCAAGAUGGAAGAAUAUGACACAAAAGAAAAAGAUGUAAUGAAAAUACUGGUUGAAGUAGCAACUGCUAAAAGAGAGGCAGAAAUUAGACUUGAUGAACGUGACUUCGGAGUCCAGAAAGAGAUCAACAAAAGGAAGAAAUUGUUGAUGGAAGGAAAGGACCCCGACGAGGAAGCCAGAAAGAAACAGAAAUAUGUCAGAGAGAAAAACCAGGAAAAGAAAAACAAAAGGACACAAAAACCCAAAUCUAAAACCUGAUGCCCUCAUAUGAAGGCUUCAGUGACCAGUGCAAUAUCAGCUCCCCAAUUCCUGGCAACUAUGGACUCAUCUCAUCUGUUGAUUGUUAGCACACAGUGACUGGCAAUUUCUUGAGAAAAAAUAUUUGUAUAAGUACACAUUGCAGAUCCAUACGUUGUGUGACUGUAUAGAAAAUUUUUUAAAAUUCCAGAGCAUGGUAUGACUAUAAGAUACUGAGAAUCUGUAUAAAUGAACAGAAACUAUUGAGUAGAAUAUUAAAAAUAUUAAAAUAACUUUGGAUAUGAGGUAAAUUUAUUUUCAAGUUUGUAAUCAACAUGUAAAUGAGGAUGCAGUAAAACACCCUUAUGUGCCAUGGACCGGCGAAUUUGCUUUGUUAUGUAUGUAAUUCAUUAUAUACGUUAGCUUCACAAUAUGUUUAAAUCCCAAGAUGAAUGAAAACCACUUCGCUAUAAGCAUCAAUUCGUUAUAAGUGUGUUCGCUAUAAACAUGUUUUACUGUAUAUUGAAUACAUCAGUUACAUGUACAUGGUUUACAUGUAUUGUAUAUGUAUUUUAGGAGGAAUAAGAUGGUCUUUAUUAUUGGUGUGCAUUUGUAUGUAAAUACAUUUGUAAUAUAAUUUGUUGUUUAUUUUUAUCUGUUCAAGAAUCUUUUCCCAAAUAUAAAUUUGACUUGCA